AUGGCUCAGGACAACGCCGCCUUCUGCGGGGUGCCCGAGGGGGUCCCCACGGGGGUCCCCGCCGAGGCCAAGCCCCCUCCCCCGCCCGCCCCCGCCCCCAGGCGCCGCCCGUGGGGGGCCGGGGGGGCCGGGGGGCCGCGGAAGCGCCAGCGCUACGUGGAGAAGGACGGCAAGUGCAACGUGCAGCACGGCAACGUGCGCGAGACCUACCGCUACCUGACCGACAUCUUCACCACCCUGGUGGACCUCAAGUGGCGCUUCAGCCUCCUCAUCUUCAUCCUGGCCUACGCCCUCACCUGGCUCUUCUUCGGCCUCAUCUGGUGGGUCAUCGCCUACAGCCGCGGCGACCUGGAGCACCUGGGCGACCACAGCUGGACGCCGUGCGUCAACAACCUCAACGGCUUCGUGUCCGCCUUCCUGUUCUCCAUCGAGACCGAGACCACCAUCGGCUACGGGCACCGCGUCAUCACCGACACGUGCCCCGAGGGCAUCGUGCUGCUGCUGCUGCAGGCCAUCCUGGGCUCCAUGGUCAACGCCUUCAUGGUGGGCUGCAUGUUCGUCAAGAUCUCGCAGCCCAACAAGCGCGCCGAGACGCUGGUGUUCUCCUCGCACGCCGUGGUGUCGCUGCGCGACGACCGCCUGUGCCUCAUGUUCCGCGUGGGCGACCUGCGCGACUCGCACAUCGUGGAGGCCUCGAUCCGCGCCAAGCUCAUCCAGUCCAAGCAGACGCAGGAGGGCGAGUUCAUCCCGCUGGACCAGACCGACCUGAGCGUGGGCUUCGAGACGGGCGACGACCGGCUCUUCCUGGUGUCGCCGCUCAUCAUCAGCCACGAGAUCGACGAGCGCAGCCCCUUCUGGGACGUGUCGCGGGGGCAGCUGGAGAGGGACGACUUCGAGAUCGUCGUCAUCCUCGAGGGCAUGGUGGAGGCCACGGGGAUGACGUGCCAGGCCCGCAGCUCCUACCUGGCGGACGAGGUGCUGUGGGGUCACCGCUUCACGCCGCUGCUCAGCCUGGAGGAAGGAUUUUACGAGGUUGACUACGGGGGCUUCCACCACACCGUGCCCGUGCCCACCCCCGCCUGCAGCGCCCGCCAGCUCGCGGCCGCCGCCGCCCGCCGCGACGCCCACCUGUACUGGUCCAUCCCCAGCCUGGACGAGGCGGCGGCGGCGGCGGCGGGGGGCGAGGGCGACCCCGAGGUGUCCCCCCGAGAGAGCAACGGGACCUUGGCCAGCCCCGAGUCGCGGUGAUGCCGCCGAAAUCCG
Oenanthe melanoleuca is the source of this 1263-nucleotide messenger RNA. RefSeq names its product potassium inwardly rectifying channel subfamily J member 9 (gene KCNJ9). Gene Ontology annotation, biological process: potassium ion import across plasma membrane; regulation of monoatomic ion transmembrane transport. The record is from RefSeq and is a predicted model, not a curated record. The coding region runs from base 1 to 1248 and encodes 415 amino acids. Lineage: Eukaryota; Metazoa; Chordata; Aves; Passeriformes; Muscicapidae. Gene Ontology annotation, molecular function: inward rectifier potassium channel activity. Gene Ontology annotation, cellular component: plasma membrane. The transcript has 2 exons.